AUGUCAGAGACAGUGUGGGCAAUCCACAACUUUGAGGCCGAGGCCGAGGACGAGAUCUCGUUCCACAUCGGAGAACCCAUCAUUGUCCUCCAAAAGGACGAUCUCUAUCAGGACGGCUGGUGGGAGGGUACCAACGUCCGUGGCGAGACAGGUCUUUUCCCAGUGAACUACACCGUUCGAGACCCUCCAGAGCAGAACCAGCCUGGGUCUCCUAUCGCAGAGCCCAAUGGUUUCCUCAUUGACAACGUCAAGUCUGGAGGCAACAACAGCAACAACGGUAACAACAACAACAACAAGUACGGAGGCGGCAACAGUCAGGACAAUGGCCAUAUGAACGGCUAUCACAAUAACAACAGUAAUGGCCAGGACCACAAUCGUUCGAUGGAGCAGCCGAACCAAUCCCACCUUGCCAACAGCAUGAGCAACAUGCACAUUCACCAGAACCCAGCAAUUGCCAGCCCUCCUCCUAGUGGACGUAACGGUUUCGGAUCCUCGUCUGGGGCGUCUACCCCUAGUGGCGGAGCUUCGAACAGCAAGGUGAUUGCUCAGAGCGUCGAAGAGAGCUUGAACGACCCCCAAUUGGCGGGUCAUCCAUCCACAUGGACAAUUGACCAGGUUGCCUACUGGUUGCGCUGGUGCGGGUUUGGCAACAUUGCCCCAAGUUUCAUUGAUAACGAGAUCUCGGGCGCCAUCCUACUGGAACUGAACCUCAACAACUUGAAGGAGCUGGAGAUCAACUCGUUCGGGAAGCGAUUCAACAUCAUGAACGCCAUCACCUCGCUUAAGCAGGCCACUAAGGGAGAUCAGGGCGGGAAGGGCCAGUACUCUGGAUUGGCCAACUCAGUCGGCGCCAUGUUCGCUGGUGGCCCUCCCGGUGGACCCAACAUCCCUCCUCGCAUGACUUCGGCUGUCGGAGGUCCUAGCCCUAGAGCAUCGACUUACGAUCCUCGCAAUGACUACAUGCAGGAUCCCCGACAAGAGACUCGUGGUGCCCCCAUGUCCCCCCCUGCCUCGGUCCAGUCCCCCAGUAUGCGUCAGCAGCAGCCCGUCCACCCAUCUGACUACGACAUGCAAGCUCGCAAUAACGCUCUUGCACGCUCUGACACAAUGGGCUCUAUCAGCGGCGGCAGCACUGGUGAACACAAUGGCCGCAGCGGCCAGCGUCAAAGUAUCACCUCGGCCUACUCGUCCACAUCUGGUCCUCAGCGCAACCAGUGGGAGCGCAAUGCCCCCCGCCCUCCUCAGAUGCCCAGCCCAGCUCCCCAUCCUAUGGAGCAGUCCAUGGACCAAUACCCCAGACCCAUGGACAGAGUGGCCCCCACCAGCCCAGAGAUGUACCACCAAGAGCAGUUCUCGCCUGAGCCACAGUACCAGCAAGUCUCUCCUCAGCAACGCAAGACACAUGCUCCCCCAGAUGGCACCAACCGCCCAAUGAACGGCAAGGCAGACCCAGACGACAAGGUGGUGUCGUUGGAAAACAUUGGCAAGCCCGACUAUGCUGGAUGGCUCAAGAAGAGAGGUGAUACCUACAGGACAUGGAAGAGCCGUUGGUUCAUGCUGAAGGGUGUGACCCUCUACUACAUGAACUCGCCCAAGGAUAACGCCAGCAAGGACUACAUCAACCUUGUCGGAUACAAGAUUAUUCAGGACGAGAACAUCUAUGCUGGAAAGUACUGCUUCAAAGCUGUCCACGAAGAGCUCCGCAACUUUUACUUUUACACCGAGAGCGAGCAGGACAUGAAAGGCUGGCUCAAGGCGUUGAUGAAGGUCACUAUUGGUCGCGAUCCCUCGGCCCCUGUUAUCUCUUCAAGCAACAUUCCCACAAUCCCAUUGCAUGUCGCCCGGAGGAUGGCCCCUCGCCCCCCCUCACCCUCCAAGCGGAACCGCGGCAUGGGACCCAACGGUCAGCCCAACCAACCGCAACAGCAACAGCGCCAGCAGGAAUACGACCCUAGGCAACAACAACAACAACAGAAUCAGAGGCAACAACAGCAGCAACAGCAACAGCAACAACAGCCGCAGCCGCAGCAACAGCAACAGCAGCAGUUGGAAUAUGAUGACCAGGACUCUGACGGCGAAGGAUACCUUCAGAACGAGUAUGGCGACAAUCACAACAGCAACUACAGGCCAGGCCCAGGUGGUAGCAACGGCAUGAACGGUAACCACCGCAACCAAGACCAUGACCAAGAGAGCCCGGUUCUCCAGAGUCUGUCCCCUCAGCACCAACAACAGCAACUGCCACAACAACGCCGGAGUUUCUUGCAGGACGGUGACAACAAUGGACAUGAUGAUCCCUGGAGGGAUGAGGAUGACGAAGGGUUUGGUCAGCAACAGGCACCCCAGCCUCGUCACCAGCAGCAGCAGCACUUGAAGAACAUGCGUCCGGACAGUGAGCUCGAUACAUUCAGACAGCACAGUGACGACCAACAGUCGGCUCCUCGCCAGAGCCCUGGUCAGCGUUGGACUCAGGAGCAGUACAUUGACUGGAUGAACCGCAACCUUCCCGACUCGGCAGGGCCCGUCAGUGACAUGACACAGUCAUUGCGCUCGGGAGUCGUCCUUGUGCGUUUGAUCGAGCAGCUUUCGGGUGAACAGGUCGACAAGAGGAUCCCCAACGCUACCUAUACCCUCCAGAUGCUUGAGAACCUGCUGACGGCUUUUAAGUUUAUGGAUCGCGUUGGCGUCUCAACGGACGGCUACACGGUCAAGGAUAUUUUCAACGGCAACGAGGAGAAGAUUGUCCAGAUGUUUGAGAGCAUCCGUGCCCGGUUCCCUCACGAUGCACCACAAGCAAAGCCUAGCCAAGGCCAGAGCAACGGCAUGAAGCAGAACGGACACAUCCAGCCUCAACACACCGGUGGAUCUGAGUAUGAAGCAUUGUAUGAAGAGGCUGCACGCAGCACGAUUGGAUAA
This is a messenger RNA of Linnemannia hyalina, 2913 nucleotides long. The record is from the annotation of a GenBank genome assembly. Lineage: Eukaryota; Fungi; Mortierellomycota; Mortierellomycetes; Mortierellales; Mortierellaceae.